Molecule: messenger RNA, 2569 nt
Organism: Pogona vitticeps (central bearded dragon)
Lineage: Eukaryota; Metazoa; Chordata; Lepidosauria; Squamata; Agamidae
Source: RefSeq, a predicted model, not a curated record
CACUGGAGUAAAGCAGUCUGCCUGUGUCUCUUUAGAAAUGGCUGGAGGAAGACAAUGUUUUCCAAAAAGAUUUUUAUUUUACUUUCUGCUGAUCACUAUCUGGGCACUAGCUUCUGGGCAAGUGCACUAUUUAAUUCCUGAAGAGCUGGAGAAAGGCUCUUUUGUUGGAGAUAUUGCAAAAGAUUUGGGACUGGACCUCAAAGAAUUGUCAACUGGUGAAGUCAGAAUAAUAUCCAGAGGUAUGAAGCAAUACUUUGCACUUAACUUAAGAAAUGGCCAUUUGUUUGUUAAUGAAGUAAUUGAUAGGGAGCAAAUCUGCUACCAGGUAGAACAAUGUGUGUUAAAAUUUGAGAUUCUUGUUCAUGAUAAAGUCAAGUUUUUUACGGCUCAAGUUGAAAUAGCGGAUAUCAAUGAUAACUCACCCAGCUUCCCUAUAGAAGAAAUGGAAUUGACUGUUGCUGAAAAUUCAGGUCUUGGGACACGGUUUCUUUUACCAGAGGCUCAGGAUCCAGAUUUGGGGACCAAUUCUCUCCAGACCUAUCAACUCAGCAGUAACAAACACUUUUCUCUGGAUGUACAGAAUGGGACUGAUGGAGCCAAAUAUGCUGAACUCAUCCUUGAAAAGUUAUUAGAUCGAGAAGAACAGAAAACGCAUCAACUCAUUCUCACUGCUGCUGAUAAAGGGGAACCAGCCAGGUCAGGUACUGUGCAUAUUCGUGUUGCUGUUGCAGAUGUAAAUGACAACGCCCCUAUUUUUAAUAAGCCUCUCUAUGAAGAGAAUGUUGUUGAAAAUAUCAUUAAAGGGUCCCAAGUGUUAAUACUGAAUGCAACUGAUCUUGAUGAAGGAAUAAAUUCAAAAAUAACUUAUUCAUUCAGAAAAAUUUCAGACAAAGCUUCCAAAAUAUUCCAUUUGGAUCCUGGUACAGGGCAAAUAUUUGUCACUGGAAAUCUGGACUUUGAAGAUUCUAAGUUACAUGAAAUUGAAGUGCAAGCGCAAGAUACAGCUGGUUUAUCUAGUCGUGCCAGAGUACUAAUAAGAAUCAUAGAUGCAAAUGAUAAUGCUCCAGAGAUCACAAUUACACCACUUUUCAGCAAAAUUGCAGAAAGCUCUCCUCCAGGAAGUAUUAUAGCUCUUAUAAAUAUAAAUGACAGAGAUGAUGGGGAAAAUGGUGAGGUGACAUGUUCCUUACCAGCAGACCUUCCAUUUCUCUUGAAGAAAUCAUUUGACAGUUAUUACAGUUUGGAGACUGCAAGAAUCCUUGACCGGGAGAAAGAUCCAAAAUACAACAUCACAAUCAUAGCAAGUGAUCAAGGGAUUUCUUCUCUCUCGGCAACUGCUUACUUCCCAUUAGAAAUAUUAGAUGAAAAUGACAAUUCACCCACAUUCAAAAGUAGAGCCGUCACUAUUUAUACUGAGGAAAAUAACAGUAAAGGUGAUUUCAUUGCAAUUUUAAAGGCACAUGAUCCUGACUAUGGAGAAAAUGGAAGAAUAACAUAUUCUAUAAUUGAUCAACACAUUGUACUAGCCAAUCCAAUGAAAGCUUACUCAGACAGAAACUCCCAAAUAAGUGUAAAUAAGAAUGUGAUCAGAAAUUCCUUCCUUUCUUCAUACAUCUCUAUCAAUUCUGAGAAUGGAGCUCUGUAUAACCUGAGUCCCUUUGAUUAUGAAGAGAUCAGAGAGAUCGACUUCCAGGUGAAGGCCCAGGAUGGAGGCUCUCCACCCCUCAGCUCCAAUGUCUCUGUGACCCUCUUCAUCCUGGAUCAGAAUGACAAUGCCCCAGAAAUCCUGUCCCCUUCCCCUCCCACUGAUGGCUCCACUGGGAUAGAACUGGCUCCUCGCUCCUCAGAGCCAGGUUACCUGGUCACUAAGAUAGUGGCUGUGGAUGCAGAUUCUGGCCAAAAUGCUUGGCUCUCUUACCAGUUGACCAAGGCCACAGAGCCAGGGCUGUUCACUGUGGGACUCCACACUGGAGAGAUCAGGACAGCUCGGUUCUUCCUGGAGAAAGAUGCCCUCAAACAGAGUUUGGUGAUUCUGGUGAAGGACAAUGGGCAACCCUCUCUCUCUGCCUCAGUCACAAUCACAGUGGUGUUGGCUGAUAGUAUUCCAGAUGUCCUGACUGAUUUGAGCAGCGUAUCAGUUGCUCUGGAUCCCCCAUCAGAUCUCACCUUCUACCUGGUGACUGCAGUAGCUUCUGUUUCAUGCUUGUUCAUCAUCUUUCUUCUUUUGUUGGGGGUCCUCAGAAUCUACAAAUGGAAAAACUCACACUUGUGUGAAUCAGGAACUGGACAUUUUAAUGGAGUUCCAGUUUCACAGUUUGUGGGCAUUGACGGUGUCCGAGCUUUUAUCCACACUUACUGUCAUGAAGAUUCAUUAACCAUGUGUUCCCAAAAGAGUAAAAUGAUUUUUCCAGUUGAAAGGUCUACAGAUACUCGUUCACCUCAAAGAGCUUCUGAUAAAACAGAUCCUUUACUAACUCUGGACGACCCAACAUCCGAUGAAGAAAGGCAUGACACUGAACAGGUGGGUUUACUUUUGAAAUUUAAAGUUGAAGAAAUUUUAAGGUUGUAG